AUGAUAUCAGCAUUCUUUAUAUUCAAUCAAAAAGGAGAAGUGUUGAUAUCGAGACUAUUCAGACAAGAUUUGAAACGAUCUAUAUCAGAUGUAUUCCGUAUUCAAGUAAUAUCUAAUCCGGAUGUUCGUUCUCCCAUAAUUACAUUGGGCUCAACAUCUUUCUUUCACGUGAGAAUAAAUAACGUGUACGUGGUUGGAGUCACAAAAUGCAAUGCGUCCGCGGCUUUGGUAUUCGAGUUCCUGUAUCGGUUCAUAACGAUUUCUAGAAGCUAUUUUACUAAAUUAGACGAAGAAAGUGUGAAAAACAACUUUGUACUGAUAUACGAAUUACUGGAUGAAAUCAUUGACUUUGGAUUCCCUCAAAAUUCUGAGAUUGAUACGCUGAAAAUGUACAUAACGACGGAGAGUAUUAAAUCUGAAAUGGCAGUUAGAGAAGAUUCGUCGAAAAUCACUAUACAAGCUACAGGUGCAACGUCAUGGCGCCGAUCAGAUGUCAAAUAUAGGAAGAAUGAAGCUUUUGUUGAUGUUAUUGAGACUGUUAAUCUCCUGAUGAGUAAAGAGGGCGCUGUAUUAAGAGCAGAUGUUGAUGGACAGAUUCUUAUGAGAGCAUAUCUGAGUGGAACGCCAGAAUGUAAAUUCGGUCUGAACGAUAAAUUGGUCUUACAAAAGCGAGGGAACGAAGCUUCCAAAUCUGACGGAGCGGUAGAAUUGGAUGAUUGUCAGUUCCAUCAAUGUGUAAGAUUAGGUAAAUUCGAUUCGGAUAGAAGUAUCAGUUUCAUACCUCCCGAUGGAGAAUUUGAACUCAUGAGAUAUCGAUCAACAUCAAACAUAAACCUGCCAUUCCGAUUACAAACUCAUGUAACUGAACCAUCGAGAUCAAAAGUAGAAUACACAAUUCAUCUCAAAGCGAAUUUCGACCCUAAAUUAAAUGCCAAUAAUGUGGUUUUACGUAUUCCAACGCCAUUGAAUACUACUGGUGUUCAAGCUAAAGUGGGAGUUGGAAAAGCUAAAUACGUCCCUGGGGAGAAUGUCAUUAUAUGGAAGAUACCUCGAUUACAAGGAGCGCAAGAAUGCACUUUGACUGCUGAAGCUGAUCUGGCGACUACGACACAUAGACAAGCAUGGUCUAGGCCACCUAUACAACUUGAUUUCUCAGUGGUCAUGUUUACUGCGUCAGGAUUACUAGUUCGGUUCUUGAAAGUAUUCGAGAAAAGUGGUUAUCAAAGUGUCAAAUGGGUCAGAUAUCUAUCGAAAGCUAAUGGAUCUUAUCAAAUAAGGUUUUAA
Molecule: messenger RNA, 1284 nt
Organism: Kwoniella shivajii
Lineage: Eukaryota; Fungi; Basidiomycota; Tremellomycetes; Tremellales; Cryptococcaceae
Exons: 12
Coding region: 1-1284 (427 amino acids)
Biological process (GO): intracellular protein transport; clathrin-dependent endocytosis
Cellular component (GO): AP-2 adaptor complex; cytoplasmic vesicle
Molecular function (GO): clathrin-cargo adaptor activity
Source: RefSeq, a predicted model, not a curated record